Molecule: messenger RNA, 1834 nt
Organism: Cynoglossus semilaevis (tongue sole)
Lineage: Eukaryota; Metazoa; Chordata; Actinopteri; Pleuronectiformes; Cynoglossidae
Gene: ctsc
Product: cathepsin C
Exons: 8
Coding region: 197-1564 (455 amino acids)
Biological process (GO): proteolysis
Molecular function (GO): cysteine-type peptidase activity
Source: RefSeq, a predicted model, not a curated record
CUAACUGUAGGAUUGAGCGUGGUUCUUUGGAAAAAGUUUGCAUAAAAGACCUAACAGACAACUUAUCGAGUAUCGAGCGGCGUGAAAUAAGCACGUUGCGUCGAGUCUCUGCCAAGGACGAGUGUUCGGUUGUGUAGACUUUGGGGUGUUUUUGUGUGUUUUAUGUGUGGGCAAGUUAGCCAAGCUGUGUAAGAAGAUGAGGUUGAGCUCUGUCCUCCUGUGUGUCCUCCUGCUGUGGGUGAAGGAGUCCCGAGGAGACACACCUGCAAACUGUACCUAUGAGGAGCUACUGGGAACAUGGGUCUUCCAGGUGUCCAAAGGUGGACACGACAAGACGAUUAACUGUUCAGCUGAAGCAACAGGUGAAACCACAGUGACCGUAACCUUGGAGAAACUGUCUGUAGCCACGGAUGAACUGGGAAACACAGGCUUCUUCACCAUCAUCUACAACCAGGGAUUUGAAGUCGUCAUCAACGGCUACAAGUGGUUUGCUUUCUUUAAGUACACUGAAGAUCACCAGAAGGUAACCAGUUACUGUGACCAGACCCUACCAGGAUGGGUUCACGAUGUCCUGGGCAACAACUGGGCUUGUUUUGUGGGCAAGAAAAUUAAAGCUGUGCCACUUCGUACAAACGACAAACCAUUUUACAGCAGCGGGCUGCUCCAGAAGCCGUACAAAAACAACCAGGAAUUUAUAAAUGCUAUUAACCUGGUCCAAAAUUCCUGGGAGGCUGCAGCUUAUCCAGAGCAUGAAAUGUUCACGCUGCAGGAGCUGCACUACAGAGCAGGAGGCCCUGCCUCCCGUAUCCCUGUGCGAGUUCGGCCCACACCUAAGACAGCAGAAUUUGCCAAGAUGGCGGCUGCUUUGCCAGAGCACUGGGACUGGAGAGACAUGAACGGUGUCAACUUCGUCAGUCCUGUGCGAAACCAAGCAUCGUGUGGCAGCUGCUACUCCUUUGCUUCCAUGGGAAUGCUGGAGGCUCGCAUUCGAAUCCUGACCAACAACAGCGAGACUCCCACCCUCAGCCCCCAACAGGUGGUCUCCUGCUCUGAGUAUUCUCAAGGAUGCGAUGGUGGCUUCCCAUACCUCAUUGGAAAAUAUGCACAGGAUUUUGGGAUCGUGGACGAGUCAUGCUUCCCGUAUGUUGGAAGUGACACUCCCUGUGGAGUCUCUCAAAUGUGCGGCCGCAUUUACACGGCGGAGUACAGCUACGUGGGCGGGUUCUACGGUGGCUGCAGUGAGAUGGCCAUGAUGAUGGAACUGGUCAAGAAUGGACCGAUGGCAGUGGCCUUUGAGGUCUAUCCUGACUUCAUGCACUACAAGAAAGGCAUCUACCACCACACUGGUCUGGCAGACAACUUCAACCCCUUCGAGCUGACCAACCACGCUGUGCUGUUGGUGGGCUACGGCCGCUGCCCCAAGUGUGGGCAGAAGUACUGGAUCGUCAAGAACAGCUGGGGCACGGGCUGGGGAGAGGACGGCUACUUCAGAAUCCGCAGAGGGAGUGACGAGUGCGCCAUCGAGAGCAUUGCGGUCGCAGCCAAGCCCAUCCCUAAACUGUAGACCCAGUUGGAGAUCCUCGGCGAGCUGCCACAUAUCACCUGUCCAGCUUUAUCUGCCUUAAAUGUCAGCUCCGAUUUGUGCCUUCUUUCUUCACAUACUUCAGGAUCGAACCUUUAAAAUAAUAAGCCAAUGUCAGAUUUUGAAAUAAAGCAUAUUUAAGUUUUUAUGCUAGUUGACAAGGCCAAUCAUUUUUAUUUCUGCUUUUUGGACAUUUUUGGCUUUUGUGGAAAUUUGCCUGCAAUGAAUGACACAAAAUGCAAAAAAAAAACA